AUGGCCGCACAUGAUGAUUUUGCAGCAGCUAAAUACCAAGCCCCUGUUGCAAUAUACUGUGGGAGCAUCCCCAAAGUGAAGCCCGGAUGCAGAGCCCUGAGAGGGGGGAGCCUCGAUUCUACUUUGACGUUCCAUGGGACUGGAUGGGUGACGGCAGAUGAUGCUUCUCUUCAUUCAAUUUUAAAGAACCAAGCAUGUCUGUGGGGAGGCAAAGGAGAGCCUCCAUAUAUUUCCCCUUUGGAGAGCUGGGACAGCAGAAGCCUUCCAAAGACGAAUACAGACAGGGCAACUAUGGGUGACUCUUCACAGCUGCCUGGAGUGCAGCCCAAGCAGGACUCUGGUCAGCUGGAGGCAAGCAGUGCAGCCAUGGAGACUGCACAGAUCAAAGACAAGCUCAAGAAGAGAAGAACGUCCGAUGGCAUACUCACAACAAAUAAAGGCUUGCUAGAAUCUGCUGGUCCCAAGGGACUUGCCCUCAAGCCAGCCCUUUCUAGAUCUGCCUCUCAAAGACUGCUGAUCUCUUCCAAGCCCAUGCCACCUAUUCAGAGCAUCCCCGCUUCCCCAGAGACCGUCGGAGCCCACAGAGGAGAACAGCAAUUGCUGGAAAAUGGCACAGACUCCCUGGGAAUUGGAGGCAAUUGCCCAGCAUCGUCCACAGCCGCCCAACAGGUCCCACGUGGGAAUGAUGAGAAUCUGAGGAGGUCUUUAGGGGCAGCUUUGAUCCCACCCAUCCCAAAGUCAAUGAAAGCACAGGAAGAAAAUUCUCAGGAUUUACAGGAAAGCUCACUGCAGUUAGACCCUGCUCCUUUAGCUGCAGAGGAGGCUUCCAAAGCAAGUCCAAGCGAGGAAGAAGGCCAGCUAUCAAAUCCUCACCUUUUCAAAGAUGAUGAGCUGACGGAGAGCAAUGGAAGGAUCUAUGUGACCAUAUCCAAGUCAGCUCAGGAGAAAAUGCGCCAAAAGCAGCUAAAGGAGUUAGAACUUUUGCGUAAAGAAAGAGAAAAGGAGAAAGAGAGAGAAAAGGAGAGAUCAAUGAAGUUUCAAGAACAAUUGCAGAAUGGCGGAACAGCCCUGGAAGGUUCUGGCCCAGUUAUCCACAAUGGGGCCACACUCAGCCUGAGCAAAUCUUGCAGAGCUCCCGUUGGAAUAGCCUUAAAGAAGCGGGUGAACAGGCCAUCCCUGCCCAACAUCCCUGUCAUAAACCAUGACAGUAGCUUCCUAAGGCAUGCUUCAGCAAACUCUCUGCCAGCAAACCUGCAGGAUUCUCCAGAAUGGGAGGAAGACCUUGUCAACAGAGAUGCCUUAGAGAUAAGACCCUUGUCUCACCCAGAGCAGGGGCUGAAUGAUGCUCUGAAGUGGCUCAGCAGCAAUGAUUGGCAUUUGAAGGAAAAAGGACUCUUCAGCAUCAGAUGCUUGGCUACCUGCCAUUCAGAAGUUAUCCAGUGUAGACUUCAUGAUGUUUCCUUGGCAGCUACAAAAGAGGUUAACAACCUGCGCUCAAAAGUAUCUCGGUUUGCUAUUGAGACACUGGCUGAGCUCUUCAAGGCCAUGAAGAAGCACAUGGAUCAAGAAGUUGAGGAGAUAUCUCGGGUACUUCUGCAGAAGGCAGGAGAUUCUAGUGACUUCAUCCAGAAAGCAGCUGACCAAUCCUUAGGCAUCAUGGCACGGAGUGUAAUGCCUUCCAGAACAAUGGCAGCCCUCAUGGCCAAUGGAGUGAACCACCGCAAUGCCCUCAUUCGGAAAUGUGCUGCUGAACACUUGCUGACCGUUGUGGAGCAGAUCGGGGCUGAAAAACUGCUUUCGGGCAACCGGGAGAGCACAGAGCUGCUGGUGCAGACACUGGUCAAGCUUGCUCAGGACUGCAAUCAAGACACACGAUUUUAUGGCCGGAAGAUGCUGAACAUACUUAUGUCCCAUUCAAAAUUUGAUGGGUACUUGAAGCAGUGUCUACCGUCACGUGACUUGCAUGAUGUGAUGGCUGCAAUCAGGCAAAAAGGGACAGAGGACCAGAUAUCCCAAGCUCCUUCUGCCAAAAGCCAUAGAGGAUCAAAGAACAGCAGCUUGACAACUUCCCCGGGCAGUCUGCCUUCAGAGGAAGGGUCCAGCUGUGAUUCCCUCGUUCUGCCACAGCCCAUGAUGCGUCGCUCAUCCCUUCGCAGCCUUGAAGUGAUGGAGCAGCUCAAGGAGCUGAACAAGCUGCUGAUGGCCAAGGAAUUCCAGAUACGAAUGCAGGGAAUAACAUUGCUGACAGAGCACUGCAAGAACAACCCUCAGCUUGUCUCUUCAAAUAUCAUCCAGAUCUUUGACGCUUUUGCCCUGAGACUUCAGGACUCCAACAAGAAGGUGAACCAAUAUGCAUUAGAAUCAGUUGCCUCCAUGAUUCCCAUUCUUAAAGAUGGCUUAAAUCCAGUCCUGGUCUCCAUGGUGACUGUAGUCACAGACAACUUAAACUCAAAGAAUUCUGGGAUUUAUAAUGCAGCAGUGAAGGUGCUAGACACAAUGAUCCUUCAUCUAGAUAAUCUUCUGCUGCUUCAAACUUUUGCCAGCAGGGUGCGUUUUAUCAGUGGCCGAGCUUUGCAGGAUAUCACCGACAGACUGUCAGUUCUGGUGGCUGUUGCCUAUCCACGGAAACCCCAGGUCACGGAACGUCACGUCCUUCCUGUUCUCUGGUAUUUCCUGAGCAACAUGAUUGGCAAUGGAGUGUUGCCUGGAAAGAGUGGGAAUGUGAGAACUGUGGUUUCUAAACUUGCCAAGAGCCUUCAUGAGCAAAUGGGAGCAAAACUUGAGGAAUAUGUAUCCAGCCAAUCACAACACAUGAGCAAAAACUUCCGGGAUCUUCUAGAUAUGGAACUUCAGUGAAGGGAGCCCCAUAAUGUUUCUGGGACAAUUUACAGUGUGCUUCUUCGAAAGGACAGAAGUGAAGUGGCAGACAAUGACACAGACUUUGCCCUUAUUUAUGUCAAUUUUUAAACUGUAAUAAUCAGUCGUGGAAAGCAUAUAGUUAUAAUCCAGUAUGGAAAAUGUAUAUAAUAUAUUUUGCUGUAGAGUUAAAUUACUUAUUUUUCUAAUGCUUAAUUUCCUCAACUUUUGACCUACAGAG
Varanus komodoensis (Komodo dragon) is the source of this 3097-nucleotide messenger RNA. RefSeq names its product TOG array regulator of axonemal microtubules 2 (gene TOGARAM2). The record is from RefSeq and is a predicted model, not a curated record. Gene Ontology annotation, molecular function: microtubule binding. Gene Ontology annotation, biological process: microtubule cytoskeleton organization. The transcript has 18 exons. Gene Ontology annotation, cellular component: cytoplasmic microtubule; cilium. Lineage: Eukaryota; Metazoa; Chordata; Lepidosauria; Squamata; Varanidae. Bases 1 to 2856 code for a protein of 951 amino acids.